Brettanomyces nanus is the source of this 3876-nucleotide messenger RNA. RefSeq lists its product as uncharacterized. The record is from RefSeq and is a predicted model, not a curated record. Gene Ontology annotation, biological process: peptidoglycan turnover; carbohydrate metabolic process; N-acetylglucosamine metabolic process. Gene Ontology annotation, molecular function: hydrolase activity, hydrolyzing O-glycosyl compounds; glucosamine-6-phosphate deaminase activity. The transcript is spliced from 2 exons. NCBI's taxonomy places the organism in Eukaryota, Fungi, Ascomycota, Pichiomycetes, Pichiales, Pichiaceae. The coding region runs from base 1 to 3876 and encodes 1291 amino acids.
AUGUCAGAAGAAAUAGAGUCCGAGGAAUUUGUCAGGGACAAGAUCGGCAAAAUGCUUAUAGCCGGGUUCGAAGGUUAUGAGGUGACCCCCGAUUCUCAAGCUGAGCAGUUGAUCAGGUUACACCGGGUCCAUUCGUUUAUAUUGGGAUCCAAAAAUUUUGCCGAUGCCCAGCAGAUGAAGACAUUGAUCCAGUCUUUACAGGAUCUUGCCAGAAGUGAGCGAUAUGAUCACCCCCUUCUCAUGGCCGUCGAUCAAGAACUAGGGUGCUGUAACUCCAUGUAUGAUGAUGAAUGGCUUACGCAGUUUCCGGGAGCUAUGGGUAUGGCAGCCACGAAUGAUCUUGACCUUAUCUUCAAAAUUGGGGAGGCUGUGGGUCAGGAACUCAAGGCCAUUGGUUUCAGCCUAUAUAUGGGUCCUGUGUUGGACAUUGUUCCCAAAAUGGCGAGUCAACUCAUUGGCAUAAGAUCAUUUGGCUCCAGCGUCGAGGACGUGGAGAACUAUGCAGGUGCACUUGCCAGGGGCUUGAAAAAGGCUGGCAUAGCCACUUGUGCGAAGCAUUUUCCUGGUAUGGGAACAUCAUUUGUGGAUAAUCUAUUGGAAUUACCCAUGAUACUAGAAAACUUCCAACAACUAGAGAAUUUCAAUAUCUUGCCCUUUAAGCAUCUUAUGAGUGAAGGUUUGGUGGAUGCCGUUCAUGCCAGCGGUGUUGCAGUACCUAACAUUGCUCCUAAUGAAAUUCAUGCCUGUCUUUCACCUAAGAUUAUCAAUAAACUUCUCCGCGGUGAAUGCAAGUUUAAUGGAUUAGUUAUUUCUGAAUGCCUUGAGUUGGAGGCUUUAUGCCGUAGUAUUGGCCUUGGACAGGGAGCUGUAAUGUCCAUUUUAUAUGCUAGGUGCGAUAUGGCUAUGGUUUGCAACGAUUAUCUUUAUCAGAAGGAGGCAUUGAGCUCACUUAAAAAAGCAUACGAUUCCGGUGGCUACGAAUUGAUCUUUGCAGAGUCUUUGGGACGUAUUGAUAAAGUCUUGUCCAAGCUGGAGUGGACUCCAAGCAUAGUAAUGACUCCGGAAAUAUUGAAUAUACACAGAAAGCUCUCUGCCCGGGCUUACAAGGCAUCAGUUACACUCAUAAGGGAUAAUCAAGAGGCUUUACCCCUUAGUAGGCAUUUCAGUAAGAAACACGAGAAUAAAAUCCUUCUUUUGACUCCUCUAUUGUCAGAAAUUCAUCCUAAUGCCCAUCAUUGUCUGUCUAAAGAUGACGAUAGCAGUUUACAAAAGUUGCUGCCUGGUGAAACCGUGUUUCGAGAAUUUGGAGAAAGGCUUGGAAACUAUAGGAAGGACCUGAACUAUGAGGUGCUUCAUACUUCAUAUACUGCAAACGGAUUGACAAGUAUGCAUGAAUCUUUAAUAGCCCACUGUCAGGCAGUAAUCUUGGUGUGUGCUGAGGCAGCAAGGAACAUGUAUCAGAUUGGUGUUGCCAAACACGUGAGCCUUUUAUGCGGUGGAUAUAGGAAGCUCAAUGGAUUCAUGAAAAAGCCGUUGAUUAUAAUUGCGGCGACUACCCCUUACGAUUUCUUGUACCAUAAGGGCAUUGGGUCCACUUACUUGUGCACUUAUGAUUAUACAUGGAACGCUCUAAGCCAUGUGCCUGCGAUUCUUUUCGGAGACGUAAAACCGACGGGGAAAGUGCCUGGCAACUUAAAUCGGGUUGAAUAUGAGGCAGAUAGCAACGAAGAAGGUGGACCCAAAUUCCAGAGUGGAAACUCAAAUCGUGAUAAUAGUAAUACAAAUUCUCUUGGGAUGAUCUUGAAUGAUUCUCCUCUUACAAACUUGAUCUCCGAUGCCGAAGAUAGGAAGCAAGUGCUUUUUGCGAUGAAGGAAGGAGAUAAGUCUGAGGUGUCAUCUAUUGGCCGCUCAUCGCCGUCCCCGGUACUAGAGGCUAGUCAUCACCUGAGGAAGCGGAGGAAGUUGAAAAAGCCAUGGCUAGUCGAAGACUUUAAACUUGAAAGGGAUUUCACUAGUCUUGUACUUCUACUAAAAAACUCAGGUGGUUCCGAUCUGCAAGAGAAUAUUAAUCCAGAGAUACUGGAGACUCUUCGUCGUUUCCUACAGGAGAAUAACGGUGAACGAGGGCAUCAUUUCGUGGUGAGAAAUUCCACUAUCAACAUUCUGCACGGUGCCAUCUUUACAUGGUUAGAUAGAGACGGUAUGAACGGCAGAAUAUUGUUUGUUCUUGUUGACAAAGCCAAGAGAAAGCAAUCAAUAGCUGAGGCUCUACAUGAGCAUGCUAUCAAAUAUCUCACCAUCUUAAAGGGUUGCAAGACGAUAACCUUGGGAUCAACUUUUCCAUUGUUUAACUUCUUUAGUGGGUUGCUCUGCAAGGAAAUUGCUGAGAACUGGGGUUCCGCAUAUUCUCCACAGACAGGAAAGACUAAGCUAAGCAAUUCUAGUUUACAAAUACUCAACUUUUGUAGGUCUACUGGCUGGUUCACUAGCCGAUAUCCGGUCAGCAGAGUGCUACCAGCUAGAAAAUGUAUUCUUUUGUUAAACCUGGACAAAUGGAUGCUCUCUGAGAAGUUGGUGAAGCAAUUGAAAGUAUUAGGUAUCCGGUUUGAAAUCGCCAAAGACUACGAGGAGAUUAUAGAACUCAUCAAGAGAAAGAGUUUUAAAAUCAGCGAUGACGAAGCUCAUUUUGCUGAAUUGUAUACGGCAGCAGCCGAUUAUAUAGCACAAGAAGGGUUGAAGCAACUGAAGAACACAAUCAUCUUCAAAAUGAUAGAUGUGAACACUAAGGCAUUGAUAGGUUCAGUCAUAUUGUACAAUACAAAUUCCAUGUUGGCCGAUUGGUAUCCUUAUGUGAAGACGAUUAGUAAGGGGAAAGUCAAUCCGAUGAGCUGUCUUACGGGGGUAUUUGUGGAUUCAAGUUACGAGACGCUCAAACCGGUGAUGAAACUUGGUUUGAUAUGCACAGGUGUCUCAUUUGUGAAGCAGUUCCGCAUGCAAACGGUAAUGUUGGAUAAUUGCGAAAAGAGCGAGAUAGGGGAAUUGAUUGAUAGUGGAUUUGAGCUAUAUUCGGAAUAUCUUUCGUUAUUGGGCAUCAAGAUGAGUUACGAAUGGAUUGUGAAGCUCGAACUAUACAACUCAUCAAUCGAGGCAUCCAAUGCCGUCGGCGAUUCGAUUGCAGCAAAGAUUAAUGCCUUUCAUCCAACAGAUUCAAAACCGUUUGUUCUUGGUCUUCCUACAGGAUCUUCUCCUUUGAAAGUGUAUGCCAGAUUGAUUGAACUAUACCAACAAGGUAUUGUGGACUUCAGCAACGUUGUUAGUUUCAACAUGGAUGAGUACUACAAUCUUCCCCCUACAAAUCCGCAAUCUUAUCAUUACUUCAUGUACUCGAACUUUUUUGAUCACGUGAAUUUCAAACGUGGGAACAUCAAUAUCUUGAACGGAAUGGUGGAGAACUGGCAGGAAGAGUGUCGAAGAUAUGAGGCUAAGAUCAAAUCGUACGGGAAGAUAAACUUUUUCUUGGGUGGAAUGGGACCCGAGGGACAUCUGGCAUUUAAUGAAGCAGGAUCUACCAGAGAAUCAAUCACAAGACGGAUCUUUCUUGUUGAUUCUACUGUUAGGGCCAACUCUAGAUUCUUUGGAGGAGAGUCAGAGAAGGUUCCAAAAUCGGCUCUUAGUGUGGGAAUCUCCACCAUUUUAGAUAACUCGGAUGAGGUUUGUAUUGUGGUUUUUGGUAAAGCAAAGAAUUGGGCUUUACUCCAAACGCUUACAAAAAAGCCUACGUCAGUGAUCCCAAGCACUUUCUUAAAGACUCAUCAUAACACUACCAUAGUGGCAGAUUACGAAGCCAUUGAGGGAGGAAAUUGUUCUAAGAUUUGA